Moneuplotes crassus is the source of this 1387-nucleotide messenger RNA. The record is from the annotation of a GenBank genome assembly. Lineage: Eukaryota; Ciliophora; Spirotrichea; Euplotida; Euplotidae.
UUUUUUAGAAUAUUGAAUUUAAAUAUGUUUGAUUCGCAUUUGGAGUCACUGAAGUUGUGAUCUAGCUCAUCUGAAAAGGUUAAUGAAAGUGAGAGACUUGAAGAGGAGAAAGUAGUCUCUGGUGAUUAUAAAGAAGUUCCGACUCAAUUAGAAGAUUAUAUACUCAAAGAUAGUCUUUAUACAAAUUCCCGCGAAAAAAACUUUGGAAUUAAAACGGCGCAAUUUGAAGCAAAUUUCGAUACCUUCCAACCUCGCUCUCCAGAAAUUUCAGUCCAGAGGAGGGAUUCUCCUACCAGAGAAAAGCUGAGGAUUGCGAAUGAGAAUCUCAAUUCAAUACGUAAGUCAUUAUCUCCAGCCAGAACAAACAAUCUGAGCGAUCAUGAUCGUAUCAGUGAUAUUGGAGAUAGCCCAGAAGAAGAGUUUUGAACAGAAUAUCGGAGAGCUAGAAAUUUCCAUCAGAAUAAAGAUACUUCAAAAGUCUCUGAGAUCAAAUCAGAGAUAAACAACUUGAUGGAGAAAAUGGAUAAUGCAAGCAAGUCUAUCUUUGAAGCUUAUGAUUUUAAAGAUACGGCUAGGCCUUUAGAUUUUAACCAAGAAACUGAGAAUAUUAAUCAGACUGACCCAGUUGAUUCUUUGCGUGAAAUAGAGCCAGCUGAUCCAGUUCUUCUAAGCUCAAAUUUAAACCCUCAUGAUGGGAAAGCUGUAUGUAUUGAACCAAAGAGUUUUAUCCCUCAACCUCAUCCACAAUCUGAAAACCAUCCACCAAAUAUCACCUCCAUCCCUCACCCUCCAAUUGAUUCAGAAAAAGAAGCCCAAAUUCAACUUCUCCAACUCGAAUUUCAGAUUUCCAAAAGCCAGAAACAUCUUUCUCACCUCAUCUCUGCUUACAAGACCCUUCAAAACCCCUCAAAUCCACCCCAAACCUCUAAAAUCAUCCCAACUCCCUCACCCCCUCUUCCCACUCAAAAACCCCAUCCGGUCCCCCAUCUGGACCCAAAAUCGCUCCAAAAACAGCUAAAAACGUCCCAAAAGACCAUAAAGACCCUCACCGCCAAGAAUUCCACCCUUAUCGCCACAAUCAAGCAACAAGAGAAGAACAAGCGCGCCUUUGAAUCACAGAAAUAGAGUCAUGGAAUCACUCAAGAAGAAAGAGAAGAAGUUUAGGGAAGAAAUGAGAACCAAAGUAAGGUCAAGGAGAGAUUUAUAGGUGACAAAACUUGAAACGAAAGUUGAGAAAUUGAGUAAGGAAAAUCAAUUAUUGAAGACACAUAAUGAAAGUCUCCUCAAAUCCCUUGCGAGGAAGAAUAGCAAACCUGGGGAAGAUCCUAAUCUGGAUAGUGAGGAUAUAGAGCAGAUUAGCCAGUUUAUGCUCAAGUUUUACAAAUAA